GCUAAGUAAAAUGUGUUUUUUCGUUCCAGGGUCUGGACCCCGUCAACGCCACCGCCCAUCUGAGACCGCUCAACUCGGAGAUAACGGCGCCCAGAAUCGACAGCUACCGCUUCUCCAUGGCCAACCUCGAGGACUCGCAGGACGUCGACCUGGACGCCAUCCUCGGGGAGCUGUGCGCCCUCGAGACGGUGUGCGAGAGGGAGAUUGGCCAGGCGAGAGAGACGAAACGACAUUCGGACUCCCAACCGACGUCGCAAUUCGAGCCCCGAACGCACGCUCGGUCGCUGUCGGAGGCGUCGCGCAUCACCGAAGACGGCGCGCCGAUGCGGCUCGAGCCGGGCCGCACGGAAUCGCCCGACAACGACUCGGCCUUCAGCGACACCGUCUCGAUGCUGUCGAGCGAGUCGUCGGCGAGCAGCGGCGGCAGCGGCACGAAGCCGCAGACGUUGAGGCUGCAGAACAACAUGAUGCAACAGGAUGAUGCGUCCAGACUGAAAGCGGAAAAAAUCCGGAUGGCCAUGGAAAAGAUCAAAGAAGCCAACAUCCAAAAGCUGUUCCUCAAAGUGUUCACCAUGGACGGGUCCGCGAAGUCUCUAUUGGUAGACGAAAAGAUGGUUUGUUCCUACGUUACCAGGCUGUUGGCCGACAAGAAUCAUGUCCAGAUGGAACCGAAAUGGGCCAUCGUCGAACAUUUACCGGAUUUAUACAUGGAACGCUUCUACGAGGACCACGAACUGCUAGUCGACAACCUCCUCCUCUGGACGCGCGAGUCCAAAAACAAAAUCUACUUCGUCGAACGCGAAGACAAAAUCAGACUCUUCCUCCAACCCGAAAGAUACCUCCUUACCUCCACCGACAAGAAGGAAACCCUGGACUUCGACGAGCACUCCCGCAACAUUCUCCUGGAAGAAUACUUCUCCUCGACCAAUCCCCCGGAGCUGGAAGGCCCGCUCUACCUAAAAGCCGAGUCGAAAAAGGGCUGGAAGAAGUACCACUUUGUCCUCCGAGCUUCUGGUCUCUAUUACUUCCCCAAAGACAAGGCCAGAUCGGCCAAGGACCUAGUAUGUCUGGCAACGUUUGACAACAACCAGAUAUACUACGGCCUCGGGUGGAAGAAGAAGUAUAAAGCACCGACUGACUGUUGCUUUGCUAUCAAGCACCCGAGACUGCAGGAACCGAAAUCGAGCAAGUACAUCAAGUACCUUUGCGCGGAGGAUAGAGAGACUUUGGAGAGGUGGGUGGUUGGCAUGAGGCUGGCGAAGUUUGGCAAGCAGCUAAUGGAUAAUUACAGGAAUUUGAUUGAUGAGUUGGCGCAGGAGGAUCUGGAUAUAUUGGCACACGCCAGGAGUUGUUCUGUCAGUUCAAUUGCUGUUCAGUCGUUUCCUUCUAAUGUUACGACACCUACUCAAGGCUAUCAAAGUAGCGAAGCCGGCUACGGAACUCAAAGUGAAACAUACUCCACAUCGACUGAUAUGAGUUCGGGCAGACAUAGCAGAGCAAGUAGUUCGAGUUCUAGUGGGUGCAUGUCAGAUGGGGCACCGUCAAGCUGCGAAAAUGCUUUCGACUCUGAAUUUCCCAUGGGCACGAUAAAACGCAAGCCCACGAUGAAACCCAGCCUGCCCCUGACCAACAUCACCCGCCAGCUGAAAGAAGUGGGCGAGACGCGAGACGAAGUCGACUCCAAUUCCCCCCUCCCUCCCCACAGUCCCGUCUCGUACACCAACACGGGCACCCUCACGAGGUCGCACAGCCGUCGAAAGUCCAACCUCUCCGUCCAAUCGGAUGAGAACUCGGGCACGCUCAAGCGGCAGCACGCGUACAAGUCGCGCGGCUCGAUGGAGUCGUCGCGCGGCUCGAUUGAGUCGUCGCGCGGCUCGAUUGAGUCGUCGCGCGGCUUGAUGGAGUCGUCGCGGGGCUCGCUGGAGUCGAUGGGCGGCCGCAGUGGGGGUUCCACGCCGGUCAGGGAGAGAGCGCCGAAUUUUGUGGGGGAGAGGAACGGGUCGUACUCGCCUAGCGGGGGGUCCCUGAGGGAGGCCGGUUCUCCGGUGGGCGGUGGCAUGGAUUUGCCGUCGUGUAUGACCGACUCGAUAACCUCCCUGCCCCCGCCCCCAGAAACCCACGGUGACGUCAUCCUCAACGCCUCCCCCACCUACCCGCCGCCCCCGGAUAUCUACCGCUCGAACCUCUCGCUCGACAGCCUCCCUCCCCCGCCCCACCCCGCCGACCUACCGCCCCUCACGGGAGAAGAGCUCACGGGCAGCCAGCUGUCGCUCGUGUCGCUGCCCCCUCCACCGGGCGAGACGUUUUCGCCCGAUGCGCAUGAUACCGGAACGGUGCGCAGGAGGAAGGGCGGGGUUGGCACGCCCACGGAGGGCGGGGCUGGCACGCCCACUGAGGGCGGCUCGCCGACGGAGAGCGGUUCGCUGGAUCUGACGCCGACGCAUUCGCGGCUUAACACGCCGGUGUGCAGUCCGCCCUUGUCGAGUGCGGGCAGCGGGUGCAGCACGCCCGUGCAUGCGGGGCCACCUGGGGGCUUCAGUCCUGCGCACAGAGGUACUUACAGUCCACAAGAGCUGCCCCCGUACGUUAAUCCUCCCCAGUACCGGCAGUCGAGUACACUACCUGGCAACCUCGCAUUCGGCAACCCCGUCGGCCUCAGGUCCUCGCUCAGACAGUCGUCGCUGCCCAGGCAGAUCUCUUCGAAUAGCAUCGCUUCGACGAACAGCUCGGGUUCGUCGGGCAACACCGCCUGCAACGUCGCGCAGAGUUCGCCGGUCGUCCAAAGAAAAGUCAACUUCCAGGAGCCGUCGAGUCCGAAGAAGACCGGCAAAAAGAUCAGCUUCAAUUUGACGCCGCAAGAGGUGCCGCCACUGCCCAAGAAGCCGCCGCCGCCCAAAAGGGCGGAGAGCACCAAGCUUACCAGCCCUAAGAAGUUGGUGGAGCCGCCCAAAGAUUUCUUGAAGGAUCUGCAAAGGGUCAUGAGGAAAAAGUGGCAGGUCGCUCAAAAGUGCAAGCUCGAGCCCGAGACCACCCCGCACGAGGUCCUCGGCUUCCGCGACCCGCCCGUCCCGCUGCCCGACUACAAGGAGCACAACGUCUCCAACUGGGUGCAGGAGCACUACGGCGCCCACAACCUCUACGAGAACGUGUACAGGGACGCCGGCGCCGACGCGGUCGCCGAGUACGCGACCAGCCCCGUACACUCGAGGGGCAGCGGGGCGGGGUCGAGGCGGCCGCCGCCCCCGCCGCCCAAGCGCAGCGAGACCACCCACCUGAGCACGCCCAAGGCGGCGCACUGAUGUCGGGUGUGCUGAAUGUGGAUCGGCGGAAAGUAACCUCAAAUUCGCUUGGUGCAUAUCGGAUAUCGGCGGGGAGAUUCUGAAGUGGUCUAAACCAAGAACGGGAGACGGCAUUGCAGAUGUUUGGGUUCUCGAUAAUGUUACCGAUAGCUUGAGACGGUACAUCAUCUUAGAGUUUGGUGCCCGAUUUGAUUUCCAAUAUUUUGACAAUUGACAUAGUUGGCACACUGCUUUUGUUUUGAAAUUUUAAAGAUGAAAUUUUCAAGUAUACCGUUCUUUAUUUUAAACCACUUCAUUUCAUGAUCGUCCGACUGUCUAAUGAUGCGAUGAGAAACCUGAUGUCGAAUUUGUUUCCUAUUCCAUUUCACAAUCUAGUACCUAACGCUUCGAAAGAUCAUAGGAUUUUCGAUGGAGUGGCAUGAAAUUCUUAUUCGAUAGGAUGUUAUGCUUGACUUUGCCAAUUUAUUUUUACAAGAUAUCAUAUUGAUGCAGCCAUUGAUUUUUCUGAUUAUUGUUAAAAUGUCAUCACCGAAUACGGAAUAAAAGGUAAGUGUGAAAAGAAGGUUUGCCAUCAGUUAUUAAGUCCUGUAUUUAGAUAGAAAUAACUACAAGAACGAAAAUUACAUUGAAUCUGAGGUCCUCACGUGGAUUUUGUCAUAUGCUAUAAGUAAGAUAUUCUAACCUGAUGAAAGACAUUUAACAGAAAGAGACAGAAUGACAGUUUAACUAACUGUUCUUGAGCUAUUGAAGAAUCCAAUCAAGUACAUAAUAUGAUAUAAUGGAAAAAAAGAUCCCAGCUAUCAAAUAAAGAUGACAAAUUCGACUAGAUUCGUGAAAUAGAUAGAAUCUUCCUGCAAUUAUCUGUCUGUAUCAAAUUGUCGGUUAUAGGUGUCAGACUGAUCAUUUGUUUUUUGUGCUCGGAGCUUCCUCACACAUGUAUUCCGAAAUCAAGUCAUGGAUUUUUUUAUAGAUCCUGGGUUUCCCAGUAGUUUCUGUCGUAUUCCAACUGCAGAUACAGCAAUGAUGCAGAGAUUCCGUUGUUUCUAGUGAACAAUUUUGUUAACAAACCGUUUCCAUUUUUGGUCUAACGAAUGCUUUACACCCCGAUUUUAAUGGAAAUACGGAAAAAUGUUCGGACCCGUCGAUUUCUUAUUCGAGCGGGAACUACUUGUCUGCUUAUUUCUUCAUCCGGGUAACUUCAACAACCUACCAGGGGGAAGCACAACCUCCGGAUUUUGAAUAUGGAUGAGGGGCGUUGUGAUACCCCAUUUUGAAGAUUUUAUCGAAUACUAUCCGAUUCUCUACUUUCACGUCAAAAUUUUCAUCAAUAAUGAAAUGAGAGAUAAAAUAGUAGCAAUCUCGAAUUAACCUCGAAAAUAUUAUUGUUAUUAGAGGAUUCGAGAAGUAUUUAUUUACUUAUUUUUUUGUCACAAAAAAGUUUGAGGACGCAAUAUAUUCAUAUUCACAAACUGUGUUGAAUCAAUUGAAAACAAAAUUGCACAAAUGAAUUGUUGAAUGGAAACGCAACCUCUGUAUUAAUUUAUCUUUCACAAUUCAGAAAUAUUUGCAGUUGAAAUGGGUCCGAGAAUUCUGGGAAACUAAUUGCUAUUACUCCAUACAGGGUUAUUCAAUAUGAUGCUGCCAAAAUGAUAUCCCAGAUGUGUUAUAAACUUGUCACAAGCAGGGGAAAAUGUUUUUUUAUAUAAUUUAUAAUAAGCCCCCUUAAAACUACACAGAAUCAUAUUGUCAUCAAAAUAAAAAUGUAUCAAAUUUUGAAUUGACUCUGCCGUUACUUGAUGGAAAUCCAUAUGGACAUUAUUUUGGCGAAUUCUAUUUGAUACCUUUUGCAAGACUGCUCUACUCUUUGUGGCUAAUAAUGCUAUAAUGAUAAUGCAAUACAUUUCCAUUCUAUACAGAGUUUCAGAAUUACUCUGCCAAAAUUUCACUGCAGAUGAAGCGUCGAGAAUAAAGACCUCUAUUAAUUUUUUGCAGAUUUGUUUUCCACGAUCUCCAAGGCAUUCAGUAGGGGAUCAAAAAAUCUUGUUACCAGGAUUUCUCGGAAAUACUGAAUUGAUUUAGAUGAAAUUUAAAUUUUUUCCCACAAAAUAAUAUCUGCAGUGCCAAUUUGGUGGAAUUAAUUCAAAACACUGUAUUCAAUUAAAUAAUGUGAAAAUAUAAAUUAUCCGGCUAUUCUGGAAGUGACAUUUGAGUUUAUUUUCCCAAUUCAUAUUCCUAAUUGUACUGCCAGCAAAAAGUCUGCAUUGGGAUGUGAUUUUAAAUUAAUUGUGCCAUUUACUUGAGUGAUUUAAGGAACUCUUUAGUAGAUUUUAAUAUUAGACGUGGAAAUUCUAAGUUUUUGUAUAUAUCUAAAGAAUUUUGGUAGGAAAAUAUUUAUAAUUGGAAAAUGUCAAAUAUUGAUGGUGCUUACAAUUUUUGUUGAACCAUAUCAACACUUUUUUUUAUUUAUUGAAAUUGGGAUAAAGAAAUGUUAAAUGGGUCAUUCGAUUGAUAUUGCUGAGUGAAAUUUUCGAUAAAGAUAGAUAAUUCUAGAUCAUUGAUAUGGGUUCAACAAAAUAUAUACUUAGUUAAAAUGUUCAACAGAUGUAGCGAAAAUUGUGUGUUUUAUAAAUUUUAUAACAACUCUACCCAAAUUAGUUUGAAAAUAUUUAUAUAAUGAUUAAUUAAUGAAGUUACAGGGUUCGAAAGUCGGUUAUUUAUUUUCGUUGUUUGAAUAUUAUUUUUCUUUUUUGUAUUUGAUACUUAUAUGUACAUAGAUCAAAGUUUUCGCAGUUCCGCAAAAGAAACUGGUUAAAUAAUUUCAUGUAAUUGUAUCAUAUUACCCAUUUUUAUAUGAACUUUAUUGAUCUCUACAAUGCCAUUAUCAUAUAUUUUUUGUAUGUUUUGUACUAAUAUAUAACUAUGUUAUGAAUGUAACUGUUGUAGUUUUAUAUGUAGACAAGUAUGUAAUUGAAAAAACUUAUUGAUUUAUAAACCUGAAAACAUUUUUCAUGUGCAAUUUCAGUUUUACUUGUCUUGGCACAAAUGGAGAGGUAGAAGGGCGUUGUAGAUAAUUCUAGAGUUUUUUAUAGCAUUAUUGUUAUUGUUUUAGUAAACACUUUGUAUACUGUCUACCAUUUAUAUAAUUUAUAUAAAUAUAUAGCUAUGUAUGAAAAGCAUACAUAUGCAUACCCUUGUAUACCCUAGGGGUGGAUAAAAAAGACGGUUCAAGAACUAUUAUCACCCUGAAUG
Phaedon cochleariae (mustard beetle) is the source of this 6548-nucleotide messenger RNA. Lineage: Eukaryota; Metazoa; Arthropoda; Insecta; Coleoptera; Chrysomelidae. The record is from the annotation of a GenBank genome assembly.